Molecule: messenger RNA, 836 nt
Organism: Sorghum bicolor (sorghum)
Lineage: Eukaryota; Viridiplantae; Streptophyta; Magnoliopsida; Poales; Poaceae
Exons: 1
Coding region: 161-433 (90 amino acids)
Source: RefSeq, a predicted model, not a curated record
CCUCCCUCCCAUGCGCCGCGCCGCGUUCAUCCAAAUCCCAAUCCAAAUGGGACGGUAGAGAUCACCUUCGCCUCACGUCUCGUCUCCGAAGAAGAAGAGAUUAGAUCCUAGGUUACUCCUCGAUCUGAAAAUAAAAGGCUAGGCUGCCGGCCGGGAUAAGAUGAUGAUGGAGAAGCAGAUCAGGGGGGAGCACCAGCAGGAAGGAGCAGGGCGGCGGCGGCAGCAGCAGCAGGAGGAGGAGGUGGUGGUGGUGCACAGCCAGGUGAGGCGGAUCAAGCAGGAGGAGGACGAGCGGGCGAAAGUGCACGAGACGUACCAGCACCAGCACGUCUCCGAGAUGCGCGUCGUCCUCCGGGACCUCGACAGGCAGCGCUCCCGCUCCCCGCUCGGCCGCGUCGCCCGCACCGCCAUCUCCAUCGGUGGCGACUCCUAGUCUGGCUCUGGCCUAUGGAAUUCGUUCAAGCCGAUCGAUCCCCUCGGGGAGGCGGGGUGGAGAAGGCGGGCGUUCUCGGUCGGCGGCGACGAUCGGCGUCGUCCUCUCGCCCUCGCUCUUCCCUCGUUAGGGUUGAUUGAUCGAUCGAUCGUUGUUAGGAUCUGUUUCGGUCGUCGUCUUGUUCUUGGCAUGGUCGGAGUGCUCGUUGAGAUGCACGCAACAUUUUUAUUCUAUUGUUUUUAGGGUGAUAUAAUGGAUCAAUCAUGUAAAUACCUUUUUUUUCAUCAUUCGAUCGAUCUACAGGGGUGAUGAACAAGUCUUCUCUAUUUAAUUAGGUUUCGGGGAGAAAAUAUGGAAUGAUUUCUUCUUUGAGGGCAAUUGUUUCUGUUUUCUUGGAAGCAUU